Zonotrichia albicollis (white-throated sparrow) is the source of this 4845-nucleotide messenger RNA. Lineage: Eukaryota; Metazoa; Chordata; Aves; Passeriformes; Passerellidae. The record is from RefSeq and is a predicted model, not a curated record.
UCGUUGCCGCGGUAACGGCGACGCGUCCCCGGGCGGUAGCGGCAGCGGGACUGUCUGUUCCGUCCGUGGGACCGCCUGUUCGGCCUGUCUCCUCCGUGGGACCGCCUGUUCGGCCUGUCUCCUCCUUGGGCUCGUCUGUUCCAUCUGUCCGGUCUUUCGUGUCCUUGGGACGCUCUGUGGCCGCUUCGCUCCGCGCCGGGCACGGGGCAGGGCAGCCUGUGGGAUGGCCACGGUGACCUCCUCAAGUGGAAAUACAGAAGUGGUCACAGUCAGGAGAACGGAGUCACGGGAUGUCCCAGCCAUUAUCAGCCUCUUUAGCUCUGUCACAGAAGAUGUGUUUGGAAGGAUGGACGUCACUUAUCUCUUAGAACUAUCAAAUCUUGCUUUGACACUCUGCAAUGAGAAGAAUGAGGUUAUGGCACAUACUGCCUUCCUGGACUAUCCAAAUUGGAACAUCACUGAUCAGGCUGAAUGGGAACCAUUCCUGCAUGAAAACUACCCCGACAAUAAGUGCACUCCUUUGAACACACUCUUUGUGCAUCUCUUUGUGGCAAAGGAAGGUUAUGCAGCUGGAUGUUCCCAAGAAAUUGUCAGGAAAGCUUUCAUCUUACUCCCAGAUCUGCAGUUUAUACUUCUCUUUAUACCAGCUGAGAAGAGGUUAGGUUUUAGCCAUUCAGAGCUGGACCUGGGGGAUGUCUUUGAAAUGAUUGUGCCUGUUCCACUCUCACGUGUGGAGAGACGUUUCACCUUGCUGGCAUGCCCGAGGCAUCGGUGUCACCCUCAGCUGUACGUGCGCCAGGCAAGGCUGGAAGAUUAUGAUGAUCUCAUGCUAAUCUGGACACCUCAAAGUGAGACUCUGAAGGAAACCUAUGGUGAAUAUCUCCUUGUUGAUCUCAUAGAACGUGAAGGUGAAGAAAAUCAGGCAGCUGUUUGUGAGGUUGGUGGCACUGCAGUAGGAUUCAUGAGCUUAUGUUCUAAUGUGAACAUUUCCUUGUUACAAGAGUGUUUUGACUUAGGGCCUUUCCAUGGACUCUGCAAACCACAUCCUGAGGAUAUUCUCGAGGUGCCACGGAAGCCAAGUGUUCAAGGAGAUGAAGAUGAAAGCAGCCAAACAAGUCAACAGCCAGAGCCUGUUUCUUCUCAAAACUUGGAACAUGUUCCUGGUGCAGAUGCAGCUGUGCAGAAAGAUGGAGCUGUUACCGUUUCCCAGACUGAACCGCUGGUAGACUCUCAAGGCUCAGCAGCACCUCUGCUGGAGACUGGUGAGGAGGGGGAUUUGCAUCCUGUGAACGGAGGAGCUUCAAAUGUUUUCAGUAUCCGUCUGUUUUGUAUCGAUGAGCAGUACAAAAGUAGGUCACUGGAUUUUUUGCAGUAUGCUUUCAACGUUUUCCCAGACAGAGACUUGUGUGUCAUCCUGGUGCCACACCAUGUCCCCGAGUUCCCGCUGAUCCGGAGCUUUGUUCGGGCCGUCCCUUCCUGCCCGUCCAGGCUGGGUCGGGAGCUGUACGUGUUCCACAGGGCAGGAUUGCUCACGUCAUUUAAUGUAAGAAAAGCAGCAACCAGUGACUUGGAGGGUGUCAAAAGGCUCAUUGAAAAUCUUAGCUUGAAUGAAAAUAUGUGGAAUGACUCAAAGUUGUUCACUGAGACUCGCACGGAUCCAGACGGGAUGCCACUACAGGCUUUUGUAGCACAAGUUUUGGAUCAAGUCGUUGGUGUUGCUGUCACUAGGGAUGAAAUGGAUACUGAGUAUAUUCGAUCACAUUAUAAUAUUGAGGACUUCAUUAAUUUUAAUGAUCACCAGCAAGAGGAACAUGGGCAUCUUUUUCACUUUGUCUUGAAUCCUGUAUUUCAUCACUAUGCAAAAUACUUUCUAAAGGAGAUUCUUCGCUUGGGUCACAAAUCUUCUCUUUACUACCCUAUUUAUCCAGAAUAUGUGGAGAGCACGUUCCAGCAUCCCUGUGCUCAUUCCCUGACAUCUGCCCUUCAUUACAUGGCUCCCGUGCGGCCGAGACGACAGAUUGUCUAUCCUCUGCAAGAGCUUGGCGUGAGCGCUCCGUCAGAGCAGGUCUCCAAGGAUCAGCUGAAAUAUUCUUUGAACCUCAUAAAUCGAAAGCUGGUGCUGGAACCAAAAGUGUGUAUCAACAGUAGAAUUGUGGUGGUUGGUGCAUCUGAUGUUGGAAUCUCUUUUCUGGAAACACUGAUUUUUUGGCCACGUCUGAAGUUCAACAACCUGACCUUGAUUUCCAUUCAUGGCCUUCCAGGAAAAGACCCACUGAUCUCCAAAUAUAGAAGAUUUUUAAUUAACAGCCACUGUUUUAAUGAUGAAGAUUAUGCACAGAUGUCACUUUGUUCCUGGGUUAACGUUGUGGUUGGUAAAAUGACGAGCAUAAACCGCAGUGCCAAAUACGUCGUCGUUUCCAAGGAGAAAGUGCCGUACGACUACCUGGUUCUGUGCACGGGACAGAGCUACCAGGCCCUGGCUCCCAUGGGAGAAUAUAUCAGUGAAGUCACGAGCCAGUGGCCACAGAGAUACACAGAGCAAGUCCCUUCCAAUCUCUUCACUCUCAAUGAUGCCCAGGACUGCUUCGAGGCAGCACUCUGGCUGGAGGAACACCGCCUUAUCAAGUCCACAGAGAACAUCAUUGUCUAUGGGAACACAAUUGACACGUACACCACGGUAGAAGCCCUCUUAUCCCUUGGGAUCGAGGGUUCCCGCAUCCAUCUGGUGUGGGCUCCGCCGGGCUCUGCCAGCCCCUGCCUGCUUGAGGCCGCCCUGGAACAAGCAGUGUGUGAGGCCCUGGAAGGGGCACGUGUGGUUGUGCACCCCAACAGCAUCCUGGCACAGUGGGGACACGGUGACAAUGGCCUCCUCACCUGGGCUGCCUUCACCACUGCCUCCACCCUCCUCCACCUGCAGUGCUCUGCAUUUUUUAGCUUUGCCUACAGGACACUGGAUUAUGACAUCUUUAAGGCUGUCACUGAUGCUUGCCUUGUUUUUGAUGGAAGAGUUGUGAUUGAUACAGAAUUCCACACCAAUGAUGUCAGCAUCAGGGCUGCAGGUCCUCUGACAAAGUUCUCCAGGAGAUACUACAGGGAUGAAUUAACACACAGCAACUUCAACUCCAAGGAGAUUGGCUUUGAGCUUGCUGUUUCCAUGCUGAGUCUCUUUGAUUCAAAGCUUCAGCCCAGUUCUGAGCCACCAGAAGGCUCAGACAGACUCAUCCCUGUAUACAGGAGGUGUAAAGUUCAAGGUGGUGUUCUUCCUGGAGGUUAUAACUACUUGCACAUUUCCAAGCCUGGAAUCCCUGUGCCCUUGGAUGUAGAACUUGACCCGUAUGAUCGUGGGACAGAGAUUGUAACAGGGGAGGCCACUCAGGGGAAUUACUUCAGGAUACACUUCAGCAGAUACAAUAUGGUGGACAGCAUCACCUGCUUUUCCAAGGAGCCCUUCCCUGUGUCCAACUACAUCUGCUUGUACGGGCAGCAUGAGCGCCUCCUCAAUGACCUGUACUACCGCUGGGGGGCCGGGCAGCUCACAGACCUCUACAGCUACUUCAGGGAACCUUGGUCUUUGGCCAUCUAUCACGAUCGGUUUAUUGAUCUGCAGAAGGAACUUCACCAAAUGCUGAUGUCAGAAGAGGUAAGAAAAAUGACUGGCGAGUGCAUUUUAUUAUUUAGGCAAUUUGUUGGUGUUGGUCACUUUGAUUUCUGCUCCCAUCUGUAUCCUGAAGCUUUAUAUUUCUGUUUACCUCUCUCUUCAGGGAAGCCAGAGCAGACUGUGUACCUCACAGGGGGGUCACCAUGUACAGCACAGUGUUCAGUUUUCUGCUUUGGGUGUAUUCUCAAAUCUGCCAGUAGAACUCAAACUUGCUUUGUUGUCCAUGACCGCAUUUUUGCAUUAUAGCUGCAAUUUUGUACAAGUGGAAUCUGGAGCCUGGCUUGUCCAUUGGGUUUAGGGGUGUUCCCUAACAGGAAUAUGCUAUGGGCCAUCCAUCCUACACCUCUCUCAGCAGAGCCUUGGGUAGGUUUUUCAACACCUACCCACAGGGAAUAGCUUUCGUAGUCCAAAGGGUGAAAGCAAGUGGCUUUUCCAGUGAUAAGUGGAUUUCCUGAAUAAGGGUGGAAUUAAAAUGUUUGCUAAUGCUGUUUUACAGCUUUGGCCCUAGCACCAUAACAGAGGCAUAGGCAUAAAGCCUCAGCAGCCAGGAACUGCCUGCCCAAAAUCCAGAGUCACUGUGCUCUAUGGGGAGAACUAAUAACAGCAGGUGCCAGGCAGCCCCCAGAGCUGCCUUCCCCACCUCCUGAGGAACUUCUGGCUGAUCCCAAACAGAGUUUGUGGUCUGAUUUUAGUGCUUCCAGCCCAGUACCCGGGACCAAUUCACCCUGUCCCUGCUCACACUGCUCUGCCUUUGUUUAACCCCAUGUGGUUCCAGAUGGUGGCACCGGGUUUUAAAUGUGUGCUCACUGAGUUUUUAACUGUGCAGAAAACGAAUGGAAUUGAGUGUAAAUGGAGGCAGGGUGGCAGGAGGAAGUGGAGCCCAGAGCCCAAUGCUGCUGUAUCCCAGCUGCAGCCAUGAGUGCUCAGCCCUGCCUCUCCCCAAAGGACUCAGAGCUGUUUGCCUCCUGUUGUCCUGACCCAGAAAGGGCCUUGGUGCAGUUUAAUUUGGGUUCUCUUGGAAGACCUCUAUAAAAGAGUGCAAAAUUAAGUUCUGUGCAGAAUGAGGCGCCUGAUGUGAAGUGUUUUUCUUGCCAUCAUUCAAACUUAUUCAUCAUGCUGUUAGUGUGAACAACUUGGGAGAGAGGGAAUUUGUGCCCUACAAAUGAAGAACUUGCUUGCCUUACCCU